AUGUCAACCAAGUACGCCCUGCUCUCCCUGCCCCUCGGCGUCUUCGAUUCCAGCGACCGCGACGACGCCAUAGCAGCCCUGAGCGCCACCGUGUCUCCAGAUAACGGCUCGCAGGCCGACGACCUGGCCAAGCUCGAGGCAUCAUGCCAAGCCGUCGUGGCAAAGGUUGGCGACUCGCUGCGCCAGCUUCUCAACAAUGACGAGGAGCGACUCACCUCUUACAAAAUGGUCAACGAUAAACCGACCGACCAGUACAUCCGCGGCUUUAGCUGGAACAAGAUCCGAUACCGAGCCGACAAGUCCCUGGGAGAGCUUAUAGACACACUGCAAAAGGAGCUCGUCACCGUGGACAAUGACGUCAAAACCAAGUUUAACCAGUACAACUCGGUCAAGACGAACCUUGCGGCCUUACAACGACGCCAGACUGGUAAUCUAGCCACCAAAUCCCUCACUCCCGUUGUCGAUCCUCGACUACUGGUCCAAGAUUCGGAAUUCAUCGAGACCCAUCUGAUCGCCGUACCGACAAAUGUCAAAAAGGACUUCAUCAAGACAUACGAGACCUUGUCCCCCAUGGUCGUCCCCCGAUCUGCGGUCGAGGUGGACCACGACGACGAGUUCACCCUCUUCGCGGCCGCGACAUUCAAGAAGCACGGCCCUGACUUCAUCCACAAGUGCCGCGAGCAAAAGUGGACGCCGCGUCAGUACACGUAUGUUCAGGGCGGCCGCGAGGAGGAGCAGCCGGUCCUGCGCUACGGCUUGCCGCUGGACUAUGUGACGGCUCUGGUCAAGACAACAUCGAAACUGGCUCCCAAAGUCAAGUCUGCCCUGGACUUAAAUUACUCAUACCUGGGAGGCAACGCGUUUGGCCGGGACAAGCGCGGACGGGUCACCAAGGACGACGCAGCGAUGACGUCGGAGAUGGCGGCGGCUGGGCUAGGGACGGGAGAAGGACAGGAGUACACGGCCUAUGUCUACUACGAGCUCGAGUUGCCCUGA
This is a messenger RNA of Hirsutella rhossiliensis, 996 nucleotides long. Its product is annotated as v-ATPase subunit C domain-containing protein. The record is from RefSeq and is a predicted model, not a curated record. Gene Ontology annotation, molecular function: proton-transporting ATPase activity, rotational mechanism. Gene Ontology annotation, cellular component: vacuolar proton-transporting V-type ATPase, V1 domain. Gene Ontology annotation, biological process: proton transmembrane transport. The coding region runs from base 1 to 996 and encodes 331 amino acids. The transcript is spliced from 7 exons. Lineage: Eukaryota; Fungi; Ascomycota; Sordariomycetes; Hypocreales; Ophiocordycipitaceae.